AUGACCAACACUGUAACCAUCUCUGAGCUCCAGUUCGAGCACUACCCCACCGGCUUGGGCGUCUCGCACGCAUCGCCCCGCCUCUCAUGGCGCUUUGACGGCGACGCCCGUGACUGGACCCAAGUCGGGUACGAGGUGCGCGUCACCCGCAACGGCAAGGCAAAGACCUUUGCUGUCGACUCGGCGGCAUCUGUCCUUGUCCCGUGGCCGUCGGAGCCCCUCGCAAGUCGUGACGCCGCCCAUGUCGAGGUGCGCUCCCGCGGAGCCGACGGGUGGACAAACUGGACCGCGGCCGACGUCGAAGCUGCUUUCCUGGACCGUUCCGAUUGGAAGGCCUCCCUUUCCGCCUGCUCCGAGAUUGGCAAGAACGGCAACCUGGUCCUCAAGGGAAUGGCUAUGGAGCAGGUUCCCGACACGCGUGACAAGAAGCCCUACCGUCUUCGCAAGACGUUCACCCUUGACACUGUGCCCAAGACUUCGCGUCUGUACGUCACUGCCCAGGGUGUGCAUACCACAUACAUCAACGGCCACCGCCUCCCCGACCUCCUCGAGCCCGGAUGGACAUCAUACCAGCGCAACAUCAACUACCGCGCAUACGACGUCGCUCCGUUCCUGCAGCCCGGCAAGAAUGUCAUUGCGUCGUGGAUCGGCGAGGGAUGGUUCUCCACCCGUCUGACGUGGGGCGGAGGCGUUCGCGACAACUGGGGUCACCGCCCGGCCCUUCUUGCCCAACUCGAGGGUGAUGGCCAAGUCCUCGCUGCCACCGGUGACGGCUGGGAGUGGUCGUACGGUGCCACCACCCAGGGCGAGAUCUACGACGGCGAGACGUUCGACUCGAACGUCGACGACGUGGAGUGGCUCACAGCCGACAAGCCUGCAGGAGAGUGGAAGAAGGCCGACGCACUCCCCCUCCCUGACACCAACCUCGUCACCCCCGAGAUCCCCCCCAUCCGCGAGUACGACCGCCUGAAGGUUGUCGAGGUGAUCACCACACCCAGCGGCAAGACUGUUCUGGACUUUGGUCAGAACUUUGCUGGACACGUCGAGAUUGUGGCCCAGCCAACUGGAACGGGCACUUUGGUACUGCGCCACGCCGAGGUGUUGGAGAAGGGAGAGCUCGGCGUUCGCCCCCUGCGUGUCUGCAAGGCCACCGACAACAUCAUCCUCGGUGGCAAGGUUGCCGGGUGGCAGCCCAAGUUUACCUUCCAUGGAUUCCGCUAUGUCCAAGUCUCGGGCUGGACCGCGCCCAUCAAGGGCGACGAGUUUGUCGGCGUCGCCAUCUCCUCCAACUGCAGCCGCACCGGACAGUUUGACUGCUCCCACCCCAAGAUCAACCGCCUGCACGAGAACGUUGUUUGGUCCAUGCGGGCCAACACCAUCUCGGUGCCCACCGACUGCCCCCAGCGUGACGAGAGGAUGGGAUGGACAGGCGAUGCCCAGGUCAUCACUCCCACCUUCAACUUCCUCUUCGACUCGGCCGGCUUCCUGCGCAACUGGCUCCGCGACCUGCGCGGUGAUCAAGCCGCCAGCAACGGAUGCGUUCCCAUCGUCAUUCCCAGCUUUGACUCCAUCCCCAUGUUCAGCAGUCCUCACGCUGUCUGGGGAGACGUCGCGGCCCUUAUGCCCAACGACCUCUACACUAGCUUUGGUGACAAGGACAUUCUGGCCGAGAGCUUUGAGAGCAUGAAGUCGUGGCUCGGUGCCAUUCCCCGCUCGGAUGUUGGGCUGUGGGACACCAGCCUGUUCCAGUUUGCCGACUGGCUCGACCCCAAGGCGCCACCCGAGCGUGCUCAGCUGUGUACCACCGACCCCUUCCUGGUCACCGAUGCGUACUUGAUCCACACCACCCGCACUGUCGCCAAGGUCGCUCGCGUGCUCGGCAAGGACGACGAGGCUGCCAAGUACGACGCCAAUGCCCGCGAGCUGCUUCAGACCUUCCACGACCUGUACAUCACAAAGGGCAACCGCGUCGUGAGCGACACUCAGACGGCCCUCAGUCUCAUCCUUCAAUUUGACCUCGUCGACCCAGCCCGUCCCGAGCAGAAGGAGGCUCUUGUCAAGAGGCUGGCACUCCAGGUCUCAAAGGAGGAGUGGCAGGUUGCCACUGGCUUUGCGGGCACCCCGCUCAUCCUCCCUACCCUGGCGGCGAACGGACUCACCAACCACGCCUACCGCAUGCUGCUGAGCCGCGACUGCCCCUCGUGGAUGUACCAGGUUCUCAUGGGCGCCACCACAAUGUGGGAGCGAUGGGACUCGAUGCUGCCCGACGGCACCAUCAACCCGGGCGAGAUGACGUCGUUCAACCACUACGCUUUUGGUGCCGUUGCCGCGUUCAUGCACAACACGAUCGGUGGCCUCUCGCCGCUCGAGGCUGGAUGGAAGAAGGCCCUCAUCAAGCCCCAGCCCGGCGCCAACCUCACCCACGCGUCGGUCGAGUUCAAGUCGCCCUACGGCAAGUAUGCUGUUUCGUGGCGUCUCAACGGCGACGACCUGUCCGUCGAGGUCGAGGUGCCGCCCAACGCGUCGGCUGUGGUCGAGCUGCCGGGCGUCAACGAGACGGUUGGCUCGGGCACGAGGUCGUACAAGGUCAAGUGCGAGGCGCAGGAGUGGCCACCCAAGUCACUUCUUCCCAACCCUAUGCCCGGCGGCUCAACGGAAGACAAGUGGGUUAAGGAGUAG
Messenger RNA from Apiotrichum porosum, 2679 nucleotides. RefSeq lists its product as uncharacterized. The record is from RefSeq and is a predicted model, not a curated record. The coding region runs from base 1 to 2679 and encodes 892 amino acids. The transcript is spliced from 3 exons. Gene Ontology annotation, biological process: carbohydrate metabolic process. Lineage: Eukaryota; Fungi; Basidiomycota; Tremellomycetes; Trichosporonales; Trichosporonaceae.